AUGAUCUCUGGGAGGGAGGGCCUGACUCUCACCGCCAGCAGCAGCAGCAACAGCGGCUACAAAGGCGUGGCCUUCUGCCCGAAGGAGAAAGGCCCCAAGAAGUACAAGCUGUCGGUGAGGGCUGGAGGCAGGACUCUCAACGGCUGGUUCGCCACCGCCGAGCAGGCGGCGCUCUUCUACGCCCGCAGGGAGGCGGGCAGGGACACCAGCGAUCUCACCGCGCCGCCGCCGCCCCCGCCGCCACCCGCGCCUUCCUCUGCUGCUGGCGCCGAGGCAGUCCGGCAAGCGGAGAGGGAGGGCCUGACUCUGGCUACGAGCAGCAGCAGCAGCGGCUACAGGGGCGUUUACUACCGCCCGAAGCAGCGAGGCAGCAAGAAGUACAAGCUGGAGGUGACGGCUGGAGGCAAGAAAGUCCACCUCGGCCUCUUCGCCACCGCCGAGGAGGCGGCGCUCUUCUACGCCCGCUGGGAGGCGGGAAGGGACACCAGCGAUCUCAUCGCGCCGCCGCCACCGCCGCCGCCACCUGAGCCUUCCUCUGCCGCUGGCGCCGAGGCAGUCCGGCAGGCGGGGAGGUAG
Molecule: messenger RNA, 576 nt
Organism: Emiliania huxleyi CCMP1516
Lineage: Eukaryota; Haptophyta; Isochrysidales; Noelaerhabdaceae
Exons: 1
Coding region: 1-576 (191 amino acids)
Biological process (GO): regulation of DNA-templated transcription
Molecular function (GO): DNA binding; DNA-binding transcription factor activity
Source: RefSeq, a predicted model, not a curated record